UCUCCCUCAAGGUAAUACUCAAGCUGAAACAGGCUGUGUCAGCAGCCCCCUUCCCCUGCCAGACAUCACCCUGAGCCAGAACUCUAGGCUGAGUUACUCCAUGCGCCGCCACAAGAGUACAACUGACCUACCCUACGUCCUGCAGCGUGGCUACACCCGCAACCAGAGGAUCAGCAUCUGUAGCCCUACCGCAGCCGAGCUGGCCCUGCUGAGGCGCUGCUCGCUGUUCGAUACGGCUGGUCGCCCAUGCUGUCGCCAUGCCCUCAGCGUACCAAACAUAGCCAGCCCAAACUCUAGCCCUAUGCGGAGUGCCACAGCUACGCCAUCCCGCAGCGCACUGUGCACCCCAGUGCAGGAGCUGGAGGCCAACACCAAGGCACGCAGCAAGCUGGUGGAAACGGAGAGCGCACAGACACCGACUUGUACACCUGAGGAGCGCGAUCGGCGGCGCUACGUCUCCAAAGAUGGCAAAUGCAGAGUGGACCUGGCACACAUGGCGGAAAGAGAGCGCUUUCUGGCUGACAUGUUUACCUCCUUUGUGGAUCUCCAGUAUCGGUGGUUUCUCUUCGUUUUCAUGAUGUGCUACACAGUCACCUGGUUCAUCUUUGCAGGACUGUACACACUCAAUGCCUUCCUGCGGGGAGACCUCGAGCUUCCACCCAACAGCGCCAGUGAUGUUCCUUUGGGGCGCGAGGUGUGCUACCCCAAUGUAGAUGGCUUCGUUUCAGCUUUGCUCUUUUCUGUGGAGACCCAGCGCACCAUUGGCUAUGGUGCACGCACUGUCUCUUCCAGCUGCCACGAGGGUGUUCUCUUGGUCAUGGCACAGUGCAUUGUAGGCUCCAUGAUUGACGCACUCAUGGUGGGCUGCAUGUUCGUCAAGAUCUCCAGGCCCAAGAAACGCGCUGAGACGCUCCUCUUCAGCCGCACCUGUGUGGUGUCCAACCGGGACGACCAGGUUUGCCUUAUGUUCCGCCUUGGUGACCUGCGUGAGAGCCACAUGGUGGACGCCAAGGUGCGAGCCAAGUUAAUCAAAUCUCGCCAGACAACGGAAGGAGAAUUCCUUCCCCUCCAGCAGUCUGAGAUUGACUUGGGUUAUGAGACUGGUUCAGACCGCCUGUUCCUCGUGGAGCCACAGGUCAUCCAGCACACUAUAGACUCCAACAGUCCUUUCUGGGAGUUAGGGCCUGAGCAGCUGCGUAAACAACAGUUUGAGAUCAUCGUCAUCCUGGAGGGGAUCGUAGAGGCCACAGGAAUGAUGUGCCAGGCUAAGACAUCCUACAUCGAGACAGAGCUUGAAUGGGGUGCUCGUUUCGAGCCGUGUAUGACCAUGGAGAAAGGGGCGUUUCGAGUGGACCUGCGGCGGUUCCACAGUACUUACCCAGUGCCUCUCCUCCUGUGCAGCGCACAUGAAGCUCAACAACUUCAGAUGCUCCAGGCUGGACUUGAGCUGCCUGGGUCUUAUAAAGAAUGUGGAGAAUGUGUUGUUGAUGAAGAAGACCAGGAAGAAGAGACCCUUCGGGCACAAGAGACACGUGUGUUCACUAUUGACAAUAUUCAAGAGCUAAACGAGUCAGAUUCCCAUUAGCUGAAUGAUGUAACUGCUAUGUGGACAUCACGAUCGGUCAAGGCUCUGAAGUUGAGCUUGGCCAAAGUGAGGCCUGUGGUCUUUUAGUGUCGAUUAACCUUCUUUAGAUUUUUUUUUUUUAACAAAAUCAAUGAUAUAGAUAUAUUAGUUAUAUUUAUGGCAUAAGACCUGUAGAGAUCCUGCAUUCUAUAUGAUUAGCAGCUGUAGGAUACUGUAUAAUCAGACUGCCACAUAUUCAGCACAGUUGUAUCUGAAGUUUUGGUAAUUUGUCAGGUGCUGUGCACAACUGACAUUACAUUAAUUAUGUAAAUUACUUACAUGGUACAGGGUAUACAUAUAGAGAGUAAGUAUGUGUAGCUUAUAGUGAAUAUAUACUAUAUUUUAUGUAUAUGUACAUUGCAGAAAAUAAAUCUUUGAUACACUGCCAGUUACAGCACACUUAAUCAAUCGAGAAUGAGUACAACCCCAAGAACAACAUCGCAACCGAGAAACAGGGGUGUGGAAACAUCAUACUUUGGGGGUACUUUUCUACAAAGGGGACAGAAUUUGGACAACAACCCCAAACUUGGUCAAGAACAGGAAAUAUCUGGCCUCUGUUAUU
Astyanax mexicanus (Mexican tetra) is the source of this 2186-nucleotide messenger RNA. It is a transcript of the gene kcnj20, whose product is annotated as G protein-activated inward rectifier potassium channel 3. The record is from RefSeq and is a predicted model, not a curated record. Gene Ontology annotation, cellular component: plasma membrane. The transcript has 2 exons. NCBI's taxonomy places the organism in Eukaryota, Metazoa, Chordata, Actinopteri, Characiformes, Acestrorhamphidae. Gene Ontology annotation, biological process: regulation of monoatomic ion transmembrane transport; potassium ion import across plasma membrane. The coding region runs from base 101 to 1585 and encodes 494 amino acids. Gene Ontology annotation, molecular function: inward rectifier potassium channel activity.